Messenger RNA from Penaeus chinensis, 3687 nucleotides. Its product is annotated as protein regulator of cytokinesis 1-like. Bases 162 to 2120 code for a protein of 652 amino acids. Gene Ontology annotation, molecular function: microtubule binding. Gene Ontology annotation, biological process: microtubule cytoskeleton organization; mitotic spindle midzone assembly. The transcript has 14 exons. Lineage: Eukaryota; Metazoa; Arthropoda; Malacostraca; Decapoda; Penaeidae. The record is from RefSeq and is a predicted model, not a curated record. Gene Ontology annotation, cellular component: spindle; cytoplasm; mitotic spindle midzone.
CAGGAAUGGGCGAGGCGGCAGCUCGACCAAUCGCGAGCCAGGAUCCCUCGGUGGAAACUGUUUUGAAAAAGCUUCCAGUGUCAAGGCAGCAGCACGAGUUUCACCGGGGGUAUUUUGACACUACAAUCUCUAAUUAAGUUUAACAAUCUCGAAAAGGCAAAAUGGAGAGGCACCAAGAAGAAGAGAUUAUGAAAGAACUAAGAAAUACCACAGAGCAACUCCAUGGGCUCUGGAACGAAAUUGGAUUUGAUAAACCUGCCUGCAAUGAGCGCAGAGAGAUGAUCACGGCACACAUUAAGGAUCUUCUUAAGACAAUGUGGGAGCAAGAAAAUAAGUUAAAGAAAAAGCUUUUAUCAAGCAUAGAAGAUAACGGCCAAGAAUUUUAUCAGCUUAAUAAGGAAUUAGGCACUACAUUACCUGACCCUGAAGAAAACAUGAGUUUGCUGGAGCUUGAGCGUUACCUUCGCCAUAGUGUUGAGAAAUUACAGGACGAGGUUAAAAAGAGACGUCUGAGAAUCCGGGAUUUGAGACAAGCAGAACAGGAACUGUGUGAACGCUUAAUUGAAGAGCCAUCAAAUGCAAUAAAUAAGCCAAUACCAGCUCUAGAGGAUAUUGAAGACCUGGAAAGAAGAAUUCGUACACUUGAACAGGAAAAGAUUAACCGAGAAAAGACCUUUCAGCACCUGAAGUCUAACAUUGCAAGACUGAUGGAGGAAUUGGAACAAAAGGCCAACACAACAUUUGAGAGAGAUAUUCUUUCUGAGGUAGAAGACCUCUUUACGCUGUCCCAGCAGAACAUGAAGCAAAUGAAGCACCUCAAUGAGGAGUAUGAACAAAGGGUUAAAGAUAACAAAACCGAAAGCUUGGAGUUACAUGAGCGCAUUCGGCUGCUCUGUGACAGGCUUGGGUUGGAUCCAGGUGAGAGAGACCAGUUCCUUGCAACAGCUGAUGGUCACACACCAUCUGUCUUGGCAAAGCUUCGAGCUGAAUUGUCUCGUUUGCAAGAGCUCAAGCAGCAGAAUAUGGCACGAUUCAUAAAUCAACUGAGAAGGGAGCUUGAGACAUGGUGGGAGAAGUGCUACAUAACUGAUGAAGAAAAGAAUGCAUUUUCACCAUACCUCUCUGAAAUCUAUACAGAGGAAAUCUUGGAAGCCCAUGAUGCAGAGGUUCAGCGGCUGCAAGAAUAUUAUACAGAAAAUGAAAAGCUCUUCCUUAAGAUCAAGCAAAGGCAGGAGGUCUGGAAUAAGCUGAUGGAACUAGAAGAGAAAGCUAAUGAUCCUAACAGAUUGUUUGGUAACCGUGGAUGUUCGCUGUUGCAAGAAGAAAAGGAGCGAAAAAGAGUCAGAAAUGAAUUGCCUCGGAUAGAAACAGAACUUGAAGAUUUGGUGUUGCAGUGGGAAGUAGAAAAGGGAAAGCCAUUCCUUCUUGGAGACCAAAGUGUAUCAGAGUACAUUCAAACUCAGUGGGAGAACUAUAAGAAUCAAAAGGAGCAAGAAAAGAAAGACAGACAAAGUGCCCGAGCAAAGCAAUUGAACAUAGAGAGUCGCAUGGGAACUAGACCUCCAACUGUUAAGAGACGAAUUGCCCGCAAUGAUACCUUAAGAAACUCCAAAAUACGAAGAAUUGGAGAAGAAUCCCCAGGGCAGUCCACCACACUUACUCCAACUAAUGCAACACGUAGGACAGUGCUGAGGGAGCAGAACCAGAACACCUUGAAAAAUACAACUGUACAGAAAUUUGCAAAGAAGGAUGGCACAUUAUCAUCCAAUGAUAUUUCAACAUACUCCCACUUUUCUGACGGAAUUCAGCGCCGCAGUGAGCGUGAAAAUAUUCGUAGCUCUACUGUCCAUGGGGCUAACAAGACUCCACUCUUGGUGUGUCGGCCUUCGCCACGCCGACCCCCUCCAGGUUUGCCCAAAACUCCUAAGACUCUGCCACGUGUAGCAACCCGUCGAUCUCCUCGCUUUAGUGCACCCCGCACCAGCCGACACUCACCCAGAAGUACAACCGUGUCAAGGAUGGUAUCUCCAGCCUCCUCUUCCACUUUCAAAUCUCCAAGAGCUGGUACUCCAAGAGCUACAACACCUAAUCGUUGGAGCAAACUCAGCUUCUUAAUCUGAACAUUUUGUUUUGUUUUACCAUUUCUCAUAUAUACUAUCAUUAUUUUUUCUUUCUUUCUUUUGCUUUCCUUUCUUUUUUUUAAGAUGUCCAAGGUUAUUGCAAGUGGGGUAUUGACACUGAACAUUUCUGUCAAUUUUUUUCAUUUUUGGAAAUAGUGUAUAUAAGAAACUGUAUGGAUGUAUAAUUGAUACAUCUUAGAAUAUAACUCAUAUUUUCUUUCUUAAUUGUGAUUCAUUAUAUUACUGCUUUCUAAAACAUGACUUCAAACUGACUAUCAGCAAGCAGUACUCAGUCGCUGUAUUAUCAUCUAUUACGUAUUGUUUCUUUUAACAGAAGGAAAAGGUGGUGUGCAUAUAUGUAUGUAUAUAUGAUUACAAUCAGAGUAAGAAAUCUGUAAAUAUGUGGAAAGAGUCUUAGGACUGGGACACUGCUAUGCCAACAUUACAAAAUCCAUAUGGAAAGAGCAUUUUACAAGUGCUUAUUUCAAAAUUGUUUAAUGUUUUCACAGCCAUUUAUUUGCUCUGUGUAGGAUGGUAUGGAUAAAAGCUGUAUUAAAGAAUAUAAAGUAGUUUUUACCUGACAGCUGUCUUUCUUCUCUUUUUUGUCUUACCCUUGUUUAUCAAACAUAUAAUUUAGUAUAAGUACAUGUAAAAGUCAUCUGAUAAAACUGUUUGAGCAGUAUUGGGGAAGAACACGAGCAUAAUGGUGUAUAGGAUGUUUCAUCAUUUGAGAUAUUAUUGUGCAUAAUACUAGUACUUAAGUAUAGGUAUAUGAGAGCUAGAAGUUAGUGUUGGGCAAAGCUGAGUGAGGAUUGGAAUUCUCAUAGGAGUUCAUUUUGAAAAUAGUUGAUUCAUGGGCAAGUGAGUUCUGUAUGUUUCAUGUUAAUUGUGGCAGCUACUUGUGCCACAAGCAUGUUCUUUACAUGUUAUAAUAGCUUUAACACAUUAUUUUUGUACAUAGUUUUACAUCUUUUCAUGUUGCAUUUCCUUUAUCAGUACAUUUUCUUUUCAAUGCUAUCCAUGUUCUGAGUGCUAAGAAAUUGUUGCUGCGGUUUAAAGCCUUUAUUAAUGGAAUCCAUUACAUGGUCUUAUUGCUCCAGUGCAUAUUAUUUUUAUAUUAUACAGGAAAUGAAAAUUGUGUAUUAAAAAGAAUCAUUUACUUUAAUCCAGAAAACGUAAUGAUAUGUGAACCCUUUUAGUGUAUUCCAGAAUGUGACUAACAAGUCUGACCUGUAAAUGUUAUAGCCUAGUAGCUUUAAUAUAUAUUUUGUACAUAGCAUUGAAUCCUUUCCAAAUGCAUAUUUUGUAUUUCGUGUGAUGAUGCACAUUCUUAUAAUAUUUGUAUGUUUCCCAUAGCUAAACCAUACUACAAAACUGACAGCAAUGAAAUUCACUUUAUUCCUUAUAUAUGAGUAGUAAUUGUAGCUUCACUACAUCUUUUUAUUUUAUUGAAGGCUUAUUUUAUGGAGAAAAAAUGCUUGUUACAUUAACCGUAUUUUGUAAAAGUCUUUUUAGUAUGAACAAUUUUACUGUAUGUUUGAAAAAUAUACUAUAUGAUAUGAAUUUA